CCCAAAGUGCGAGAGAGAGUGGGCAUUCACUAAGGCCACUCGUCCACCUCGGACCAUGGAAGCCCAAGCAUAUGCACGACCAAGAUAUCAAUUUCAAACAUCAAACUCUACCAAGUACGCAAAGGAUGCAAGCAAGCAAUGCCACAUCACAUAUGGGAACAUUGAGAGUCACAUGCAGGCGCUUUUUUUGUACCAAUUGUGACUUACUUGGCGAUUCAAGCAACUUUAUCACAUGCUAGUAUAAAGCCUCACAAAGAGCGAACGUCGGUAAAAUGUGCGAGGGGCGUCAGGUUUUGCAGGUGCCUAUUAUCGAUAGAAAGAAUCCACAUUGGCUUCACCAUGCUCAAAAUCAAGCUAAGUACUUCACUCUUUUUGUGGAGCAUCAACACCAAGUUCUCCAACUUUUCAGAAGAUAUAACUGAAGCGGGGAAGUGUCCACACCUCUUAAAUUUUGCUUCCCUUUCUUGGCUCUUCCAAAUUGAGGAGCGCCCAAUUGAGUAGGUCCAGGCGCCUAUUAAACAACAAAGCAUAAUAACGUUGGGAAGAGAAAUAAGCACAUAGUUUGUCAUAUAAAAAAAAGGACCGGAGGAAAGAGCAUUGGGUCCAAGGUUAGAGAAAAAAAAUAGACCUCAUAAUGAUUGGGAUUCAUGUUUUUAAGACUACCAUUGAAGCCCAACGCCUUCCAGCCAAUACAAAGGGCCUGUAGUAGGGUUCGUACCGAUGCUCAUGCAAGGUUUUGGCGACGUAACCGGUUGGAGGCCAACGCGAAGUUGGAUCUAUAAUGGAGUUCAUAAUAUUUGUGUCGCUAAACUUCAAACUCGCCAACAAAGCAGGCUCCUAAUCCUGGGCUUUAGCGAAUAAGAAUCAUAACCUUAAAAGUGAAGGGAGCUUGCAGUCGGAUGUAGGGAAAUGACAGAAAAGUGGAAGGGACAUGGAGUAAAGCAGAAGGUCAAGAGAAAUCACAUCGCAUAUUUAGCUAAAGUGGAAAGAAGGAAAGAAUUGGCGAUGGGGGCCAAAGAAAGGAAGCAAAAUCAUGGAGCGUGGAUAUUUAUUAGAGGAAGCAACGAUGGAGGCGGAUAGAAAUGGGUUUAAAAAAACAAAAAACAAAAGGAGCGUCGUUGUAAAUGUGCAUGAAAUCCUAUUUAUCCAGCUAAGUAAUUUCGUUUGUGAAAUUUAAUUUCAGCUCCUCCAAAUAUCGCCGUUGAUUUGAAACACUUUUUGGUGUCCUUGAAGUUAAAGCACCCUUGGUUAGAAAUAUUUUUUGCGCCCUCACAACUAAAUAGCCUUGACUGGGAAUAUUCUCCGCGCCCUGGGAACCAAUGCGCCUUAAUUGGAAAUACCCUUCGUGCCCUUGGAAUUAAUACACCUUGGUUGGAAUACUCUAAGCGCCCAAAUCUUGCGCCCUUGGUUGAAAUACUCGAAGCGCCCGAAUCUAGCGCCUAUGGUUGGAAAUACUCUCAGCGCCCACGCAUAGCACCCUUGAAUGAAAAUAAUUGCCCAAAUAGAGUGCUCGUGGACCCCAUGACAUCUAGUCAUAGCUAGAUAGUUCAAUUUGAGUCACAUCCAUGCCUAAAUCUAACACCCAAAUAAUCAUCGGGCGCUUGCAUCAUAUAGUGUGAAGAAAUUAUUUUGGACACAUCUACAUUUGUGACUAUAGUCUCCUAGCCACUGAAAAUGAAAGAAGGAUGAUGUGAGCCUGAAAUUUGACAGCAAUGUGAAAGUAAUUGGAGAAUGAAAGAAGAGAACCAUGCGCCUAGCUCAAGCUCUUGCCCCUACCAAUGUCCAAAAGCAGUUGUCACUUGAAAUCUCCAUGUAACUCGUGUUCUGUGCCAGUGGGAGAAUUAUGGUUCUUUUUCUCCAAAAUUCAUUGAUGCUAGGCCAUUUUAAACCCAUUUGGAUAUUCCCUUAAAGCCAAAGUCCACCAUUCACCAAUCUUAAAUUUAGGCGCUUACCUAAGAGAAGUCUAGCGCCUAGACCACCCGGCUAACGGAAAAGCAUGCGUGUGAUGUGAUACCUGAAGCGCCCGGACAGUCAAAAAAUCGCGAGACAGAGACUUAAAGCGCCCGGGAUACCAGCAAGGCCCUCAUAGUGUCCGAGAAAACUCAAAUUGAAGCGUGAAGCGCCCACAACACCAAAAUCACUAAGAAGUUAUGGUUAUGGAAUAUAGCGUAUACCACCAUGCUAAAGGGAGGUCUUCUCAUACGUAAGGAGUGUACCGAGGAAGCACUUCGAGGUUGAGCUAAGUAUUUUCUGUCCCUACUCGAGUUAUUUUCCUAACCAAUUCAAGAAUCAAAGUUUAGUAUACUGCUUAGUAUCUUUGUGAUCCUUUAUGUUAUUUAAUUAAGAUGGUAUUGGGGAGUACGAAUUGGGGGACAAAAUGUCAUAGCAUCUUAGAUAAAUUUUGACAAGUCGGGGGACUUUUAGUUAGCCGUCAAGUGUACCACUAGACGCCUAACUGGGGGACAAUUGGAUAACAUGCACAUUCUGGAUUUUUCUAAGGCAAUCAACUCUCCAAUUUUGCGUCUAAAAGGCCAUAGCCUUGUUAUACAUCGAAAGUGAAAUAAGUAUAUUUUUUUGUCAUCGCUUGAGUUAUAUGGCUAACCAUGUUACGAGUCACGUUAUAUUACAUUGAUCAUUAUCUACAUAGUUUUUGCUCCGAGUUCUUAAGCUAUUAUGAUCUUGGAAACAAUUAGAGGGAAAACAUGCAUGCAUCUUCAAAAUUUUUUCUGGAUCAAACAAAUCUCCAAUUAUGUGCAUAAGGUGCCAUAACCUUGUUAGACGUCAUGAGUGAAAUAAGUUGUUGUGCAAGGCAAUCAAGUCUUCAAUUAGGCGCCUAGAAUGACGUAACCUUUUAAGACGUCAUAGUUCUUGCUUCGAGAUUGUUCAACAAACAUGGUGUGGGGGACAUGAGUUAGCUAAACUGGGGGGACAAGAUGUCACUCAAACAUCAAGUGUUCAACACUAAGCUUGUAAGAAAGUUUUCAAGGCAAAGACAUCUAGUUAGGCAUCCAGUACCCUACUGGAUACCUAACUGGGGGACAAUUGUUGGGCCCGUAAAUAUGUUUUAGCUCACCCCAAAGAGCAACUGCAAUCUACCAACUACAUUUGGACCCAAGCCCACAAAAUACCUUCAUGAUCCAACUAUAGCUCACAUGGAGAAGGUAAGCCUUUGCCUAUAAAUAGACCACUAUGCACUUCAAGUAAGGGGGUCUCCUUCCACUCGACACAUUUUUGAUAUAUCACUCAUCUCUCUACAAUAUCUCUCUCUAUCUAAACUCUCCCUAUUUCUCUAUCACUAUACUAAUGUUGAUCGUCGGAGUGUAGAUAACGAGGGUCGUCCCCGCCCUUUCACAGAUUCGGAGCUCCCCUGUUUCUUGGCUGAAACACCAACUAUACCCCUACCUUUGAUAUGCAUUUUUCAUUAAAUGCAAAGGUUAAAAAGUGUCAUUUCUCUAAAAUAAUAAUAUAACUUUCUUAAAUACACAAUAAUUAUCCCAAAACCAAACAAUGUAAACUAACAAUGCACCAAUUUACUUUUAAUUACAUGUGUAAUAUUAUACAUAUAUUGUUCACAAAGCAUCAAUUUAACUAUCACCAAGCUACUUAAGCAAUCAGAGGAGGAUGAUUGAACUGAGAAAUUGGAAUCAAAAUAAGUUGUCUGCAAUCUAUGAAUUUUUAAUAUGAUUGUCGUGCGAUUAUGAUUAGGUUUACCGGCAAUGUGCAUUCGCCCUAUCGUCGAUUACGCUUCUCAACAUUUGUGUUUGGCUCGUUCAUUUUUCUAAUGUUUUGUUUUAUGUUGAUCCGUAGGUGGUCAUUCAGAUGGUCAACGUGAUGAGAGCUUGCAUGUGAAGACUUACAAGUGUUGCAUACUUUUCUCAGUUUGCUUCCUCCAUUUCGAACCUCUUAUGUAUAUUAGGGCAGUUCAUAUCAUGACAAACAAAAAAAACUUUCAUCGUCGGAUUAUUUAUUACUCGCCCAACGUUUUUUCCCCUUAUUUGUGACCUGAACUGCAACGUUCUUGUACUUUUCGUAUAUAACUUUUUCCUAUGUUACCUUUUGGAAAAAAGUGAAAAUACAUUAUUGUUGUUAUUUAUUGAAAGUCUCAAUUGUGGCGAACGAGGGCCAGCUUAACAGAUGGAGUGACACAGUUCCCUUUAUCAGGUCGUAUGUUCGAUCCCCAGCAACUGCGUUUCUGCCUUCCCCAGCAAAUCCACUUCUUCCCACCUGCGUCUCAUGAUGAAUCGAGUUCGGCCUGCUAGUGCUUGGGCCACCAAUGUGAAUUUGAAGCCCAUGUAACAUUCCAAGUAGCUGCGUGGUUUCUGGCUUUGUUCCUUUUUGUUGUGAUUCGUUUUAAACGAGACCACGAGGACCUAUUCAAAGAUAUUUUGGCAUUGUAGUUUUCAGGCAAUCAGGCUACGAAUGAGUGCCUCGUUCUGGGUAACCUGAGUCAAUCAUCUAUUCUCCAAUCAGAUAAGAAGGAGAAGCAGAAGCAGAAGUAGCGCGGGAAUGGAAGCAACAUCAGCAACCACAGUAGUUCCAACAUCAUGGCUCUCCUCUCUACAAUCCAAACUCAUCCCCAACAGAUUACCAAUCCCAGCUCCCUCCACCACCACAAGCCGCCACCAAUUGUCUACUGCUUUUCGCUCGAUCAGCCGCCGUGGCAGUCGACUGUAUUGCCACAAGAUGUAUGUUCCUGGAUUUGGAGAGUCGCCGGAGUCCAAGGCAGCUAAGUACCUCGUCAGUUUCUUCACCUAUGUUGCGCUCGAGAUUGUAUCCGCCCAGCUGAGGGCCUAUAACCGGGAAGCACACGCAGAGUUGAUGGAAUUCCUUGACAGCCAUCCCCUCAAGGACGGAGACGAGUUCUGUGCUGCCCUCAUGCGUCAAUCCUCCAGGCACAAGGGUUUGGCUCUGCGAAUCAUAGAGGUGCGAUCAGCUUACUGUAAGAUGGACUUCGAGUGGGACAACCUUCAUCGACUAGCCCUCAAGAAGGUUAGCGACUCCAAUACGCGCCUCAUGCGAGAUUACGUGUCGGAAACCAGCCACGAGACUUGACUGGCCAGGAAGAAGAUCACCAUCGCUGUUGCAGUCACCGGCUGUACCUGCACCUGUGCAAAGAUUCGUAUAG
Messenger RNA from Linum trigynum, 5125 nucleotides. Lineage: Eukaryota; Viridiplantae; Streptophyta; Magnoliopsida; Malpighiales; Linaceae. The record is from the annotation of a GenBank genome assembly.